Phytophthora infestans T30-4 is the source of this 2926-nucleotide messenger RNA. RefSeq lists its product as uncharacterized. The record is from RefSeq and is a predicted model, not a curated record. NCBI's taxonomy places the organism in Eukaryota, Oomycota, Peronosporomycetes, Peronosporales, Peronosporaceae. Gene Ontology annotation, molecular function: phosphatidylinositol binding; protein binding. Bases 1 to 2850 code for a protein of 949 amino acids. The transcript has 3 exons.
AUGGAGGCGGCGGUUGUAGAGAAUAUUUCCAAGGCGCUGGGACUACCCCGGCCCUUUCUGAGCGAGUCGAACCGCGCCUUCACACAGCUGGAGACUUGGCAGCAGCUCACAGCGUUGUUAGCCACACAACCCGUGACAAUCAAGCCGCUGGGCUACUACCGAACCCCUGACAGCAUCGACAUCUAUGUAUUUGAGUGUUCGCUAGGAGACUCGUCUAGCUCUCGACGCUACAGCUGGAAGAUCUACCGUCGCUACAGACACUUCCAGAAGUACAUCGCUCACUCCUCAGAGCUAUUGGCCAGUCGAUCGGUUCGUGUUCCGAGAUUAUCCCAAGCAUAUCUCAAAAUAUUCCAUGCGCAACACUGCAAAGACCGUCUCGUGGAGCUGCAUAACUGGCUGGAAGGAGUGUUGGAGAACACGCAGAGUUACUGUCAAACACUGCAACAAAAACAGGAGCAACAGGAGAAAGAGAAACUUCGCGAGCUUCAGCAACAACGAAUGCAACAAUUGGAGGAGCAAGCCAAACUCAAGACAACGAAAAAACAUAAAAUUCAUAGCACGGAUGUUUUAAACAAUGGCAGGUUACGAGCAAUGUCGAACCUGAGCACAGCGACAGCUUCUACGCGACGCAGUAGCGUCAGUUUGAAGACGAUUGAACAGCAGGGAGACCCAGCUCUGUAUUUCUUAAAAACCGACAAGGCUGAAGCUCUGCCAGUGGUGAUGCUGAGCUGCUUCCUGCUCGCUGGAGCCAACUGUCCCUUCCCGCAUGUAUUUCGAGGUAUGCCGAGCUUUGCUUUGGCUUUGGAGGAGCUGAAUAUUCAGCUGGAACAAGCGGCACCGGCUGCGUAUCCUUCAAAGCUGAGGAAUUCCACGAGUACAAAAGCAGGUCUGGGCUUACGAUUAACGCCGAGUCACGAACAAGAUGGACAGUUCUUGGGCGCUACAGUGGCAGGUUUCCUUCGAGAGCAACAGGAAUUGGACCCAGCGUUAGUGGACGUCCCAGUUGGAGCCAAAUUGGUGCGCGUGAAUGGCGUUGACGUCAGUGAUUCUCCGUUCGAUCAAGUGUUGGCUCAGCUACGUAGUGUGGGGCUGCCACUGCGCUUGAGAUUUCUAUACAAUCCUCAUUUAAACAGGCAAAGAAACAGCCCAGAAACGCCUCGAAGUAGCGUUGAUUCUACGUCGAAUGUAGAGUCCAUGAGUGGGAGACAACGCGUCGUGUCGAGUGUCAGUGGAGGAAGCAGUAGCGGCAACUCAACGUCGGACACUGGGAAGUCUGCAUUGAAUCCUAGUCAUCGCAGCUUCAGUGUCGAUGCGUCGCGCUCUUCUGGUCUCUUUGGCGCCGUUUUUGGUGAUUUAUUCGGCUCCAGAAGCUCUGAAGUGAACAGUAUUUCAAGCUCGAAUAAUUCCAAUAUUGUGAGUGCUACGGGCAAGCAGAGAGGCGAGACAGCGGAUGUGACGAUGUCGAGUCACGGGCUAGUAAAUGGUGGCGCUCUGUUCGCAUGGGACGACGUAAGUGGAGGGUCCCGUGACCUCAUUUCGCGAGGCUUUUUCUCGUAUUUGCCACCGUCUCUACUCCACGAAUUGCGUGAAAAGCGUCGUGCUGAGAGGAAAGUGAAAUCUUUCCUUCCUGAACUCGAUUCAAGUGACAGUGACAGUGACAGUGACAACCAGUCUUAUGAAGAAACUAAUUCCGUCAUAAGAAAAACUCAAGGUGUGUGGAGUACAGCUACGGGCCCGAUGGGGUUAUCGCUUGGAGCUUGUAGAAUCUGCGACGUGGAAGCAGCAAUGCUGGAAGUGUCUCCCGUGUUCUUCUCGUCCAGAUCUGAACAUCGCGGCAGUGAGAAGCGCUUGUGCAAAGGAUUCGUACUGGUUUCUAUCAACAACGAGAGCACGUUCGGCGCUCCUUUUGUCGCCGUGAUCAAGCGUCUACGUUCAGCUUCUCGUCCGACGAGCUUGUGCUUUCGUUGGUAUCAAGAUUUCAGUCCGUUCUUAGAGACUGAGCUGGCUGAGCAACACGCUUUAAAGCCUCGUGCUCUUGGAGCCAGGAUGUUUGUCAACGCUCUCGAUUGUGUGGCUGAAGCGCAGACCGAUUUGAGUAAUAGCUUGCAACUCGCACUUAUGGAGAAUGCCUCGAGCGACAGUGAGAUAGCUAGACUCAAGGAGCAAGUGGAAGUUCAACGUCAGGAAUUGGACAAAGCGCGGCGUCGAGCUCAAGACGCAGAGACCCAGUUGGCGACGAAUAGGAACGAGUAUGAAGUUAUGAUGGAAAAGGCUCAUGAGAGUGCGAUGACGCGACUAGCAGAGCAUGAAGAACAGCUGAUCAAGGAAUCCAACCGCUCGAUUGAAAAUUCCAACAAAUUAGCGGAACGUCGAGCUCAGAAAAUGGUGGAAGCUGCAGCCAAUGAGAGUCAGCGAAAACAUGAGGAAUAUUUGCAAAAACUGGCAGAGGAACACUCGGAAGAAGUGGAGAGUCUCAUGCAACAAGUGGCCGUGUGGCGUCAUCAGGUGGAAGUGCUUACCGAGGCGGAGAAGCGCAACUAUGCAGCUUUGGUGAGCAAUGGAGUGAACCCAUACGGAGAUUUCCAGCGCUCUCGCUUCGGCUAUUCGAGCUCGGACUCGCCAUUCGCUGACUUGAAAAGUGGCAGUAACGAUCUUCAGCGACGGAAACAGGAGAAAACGCAAGAGUCCAGCGCCACUACGGCUGCUACUGCGGCGAAAUGGCGCGAUGGCAGUGACAACAAGAGCCACGCGUUCUCAGGAACUUCCGAGCAGUCGUCGCAGUCAAACAACGGCACGUUCUGGGACCGCUACUUGCCACAGAGUGAUGAAACAGAGUUUUGUUUAGUUUAAACGAGUAAAUUUAAAGUUUAAGAUGGCAAUUUCGCAGUGUAAGGUGAUAAUACGUAAUUGUUUUAAACAUGGUCAA